Molecule: messenger RNA, 4236 nt
Organism: Oreochromis niloticus (Nile tilapia)
Lineage: Eukaryota; Metazoa; Chordata; Actinopteri; Cichliformes; Cichlidae
Exons: 6
Source: RefSeq, a predicted model, not a curated record
UGCAGUCACUAUAGCAACCAGGCUCACACCUGCCUGCUUAACGAGCUCUCUCUCACUCUGCCAAGGUUAAACCUAAAAAUGUCUGCUGCAUCUAAGCAGUUGUAGGAAGAUUAACUUUUUCAAUAGGUACAAUAAGACAGAUUUGACAGGGGUCAGUAGUUAGUAUAUGCCAACUAAGUAGAGUAUUGUGACUGGCACACAGGUUUUUCAGAUCUGGGCAGUUGGAGUCAGUUGAUGACUUUAAAAUCAUCCUUUCUGACUGGAUAAUUAAAGCUUACAGCAUCUACCUGUCUGUAGUUGAUUUUCCCACAUUUUAACUGUUUAACUAAUCUAAUCUCAUUUAAUGUCUCUGUUUAUAGUUUGUAUAGUUUAUCUCCCCACUAACAAACUUAAAGUAGUCUUAAAAUAAAACCCACAAAACAGUUCAAGAUGAAAUACUUUUUAUUUGCUCAUGUAAUGCCAGUUGCCAUAUUUUUCUGUAUGUCACUCAUUCGCUUAUACAAAAAGUACCAAUUUGUACACUAGUCUAGUGUAUUUUUUCCCUCUAUCUCUCUAUGUCUCUCACAUACAGAGACUAACACACAGACAUGUAUAUACUCAUUAUUGCUGUACAAACUGAUGGUCAAAUUUCCAAGCACCACCUGAACGCCUCAUCUGUUUUCAUCCCAUCACUGGACCAACUGUCGUCAUUCCGCUUUGCUCUCUGCUGUGGAACUUGACUCACAUCUGUGCUUUGCCUGUGUGCAGAAGAAGAACAAGGACCAGAUCUCCAGUCUUCUCUCUCACAUCCCAACCCCCCAAUCCCUCUAUCCUCUGUCCUGCUCCACCUGUUGUCUCUGCCUUCUUUCCAUCUGUAUUUCACCCUGUGGUUUGUGAGAAAUUUUGCCAAACCAAGAAUCUUAUUGCGGUUUGAUUUCAAAGCCGUGUCUUUCCUGCUCUGUCUGUUCUCUCUGCUAAAUUUUCUCUCUACCUGUUUUUCACUCUUUGGCUUGCUGCUGAAAAAUGCACAAGCCAAUAAAGCAAUAAAGAGUGCAUAUUUUGCCACAACCUAUGAACAAACUGAACAAACAAAGAAAACUCUAAUUCACGGUUUGAUUGUGAUUUGCCAGCCGUGUCUUUCCUGCUCUGUCUGUUCUUUCUGCUAAAUUUUCUCUCUACCUGUUUUUCACUCUUGGCUUGCUGCUGAAAAAUGCCAAGCCAUUAAAGCAAUAAAGAGUGCAUAUAUUGCCUCUACCUGAGAACAAACUGAACAAACAAAGAAAACUCUAAUUCACGGUUUGAUUGUGAUUUCCCAGCCGUGUCUCUCCUGCUCUGCCUGUUCUCUCUUCUAGAUUUUCUCUCUACCUGUUUUUCAUUCUGGGCUUGCUGCUAAGUUGUGCCAAGCCAAUAAAGAGAGUGCAUAAUAUUCUCUCGACUGAAGAACAAACUGUCAAACAAACACAACUGUUUCAGACAAAUAAAAACUGAAAUAUAAAAACAAAGAAAACAUCUCCUGGUGUGUGCCACUCUUAUCUUGUGAACAUAUUUUCUGAAGACUAAGAAACACUUGCAGGUGUGUGAAAAUGCCAAGGAAGCAGAAAAAGUCAAAAGCUGCAAAACAACGGUGGAAGAAGUUCCAUGAGAUUCACAGUGUACCAAUAUGUGAACAGGCUGAGUUUGAUUUUCCUCAUAGCUCUGCAGAAGACAGUGUGUCUACAAAGACCAAUUCUGAGAGUGUCAAACAGGCAGGUCAACAUGUUCCUGCACAUGUACAACAGGUAUCUUAUGCUGUUGCUGUAAAGAGUGGACUGCAGCAUGAAUUUAAUGAACAACAUGAGGUGUCAAGUGCCCCACAGGUGGGUUAUGCUGAUUUUUUGAAAAGAGGCCAUCACAGUGAUGUGGGAGGACCAUCUCAUGCAGAAAGAGUGAACCUUGAAAACCAGCCCUCUGUAACACAUGUCUGUGCAUCUCACAGCCAGGCACAUCCUAAAUAUGGAGACUCCAGAAACAAGCAGUGCACAUGUAACUCACUCACAUUUCUUGCAUUCCUUCAUGAGAAUGAAAACAUGUCUACAGCUGACCUUAAUCUGGUCUUGGAUAAAGGUGAUGUGAUGUACAAAGAGGCAAAGAAAAGAUUCCCCAAGAGUAUUCAUUUGGCAACCGAUGAGCUGCCAGACAAAGUUUAUGCUCGCAGGUCUAUGUAUCAUGUUGACAUGACACAGCCUUCCCGGUAUGGGACAUUUGAAGAACCUCCAGAGGAAGCAGUAGAUACCUUUCUCAGCUUAGAAGCAGGACUGAGCUGCCUGUUGUCAGAUGUGCAGUAUGCCUUAAUGAUUAUGAGUGGAUUGUGUAUCGCAGUGUUCAGAUCCACAUCAGGCAAAUAUGGUUUCUUUGAUCCACACUCCAGAACAGCCAGUGGUUUUCCUCUACCACUACAGUCACGUAAUCGUGGUACAGCUGUGAUGCUGAACUUCACACUCCUCAGUGACAUGAUUAAGAGGCUACAAGAUUCUUAUGAAAUGAUGGAGAUAUCACCCUCUUGUAACUAUGAGCUGAAGCCUGUGCAGUUUUACAGUAUGAGCACAGUCAACCUGAGUGAUACUAUCACAGACACAGUCUGCAGACCAACAGCUGCCACUGCUGUGGCACCUACUCACGCUGAUACAACUGUUGAUGAAGCAAACUCCUCUACUCCAAGGAGAAACACAACCACUGGUCUGACUGAGAACAUCUUUUGUCAAAUGUCCAUUUGUGCACCACUGGUGAAACAAAAAGAAGGCCACAUGACUCAGUUCACAUCAUAUGAAGAUCAGAAUGAACCUCCUAAUAUACCAACUGAAGAACUAUGCAGUGAAUUAAAUUUCGUUCCAUCGAAUGAUGCUUUUUCAUGUCAAUCAAAUGCUGCAAUAACAAACGUUGCUGCCUGUGAUCUUUCUGAUAUAGUUUUACAAAAACUGAAAAAAGUUAAUAAACAACAAAGGCACAAAAUCAAAAGAAGAUUAAUGGCAUCAGAGAAACCCAGAAAUCAGAGAAAAGAAAACCAAAAAAGGAAAGAACGACAAAAAUAUGCUUCAAAUAAGGAUUACAAAGAAAAGAAAAAUCUUGCACAAGCGAGGCAUAUAAAAACAAUCCUGAAGUCAGACAGAAACAACAACAGAAAGUUUGUUCAUGUUUGUGAUGAAAACUGCAGAAAUGAGCAGUGCAAUGUGCCUGAUGAGAGAAAGAGAGAGUGGAUUUGUCACACCUGCCACAAUCAUCUCAAAAAUGGAUCCAUGCCAGCACUUGCUGUUGCCAAUAAACUGGAGCUUGCUGAUAUUCCACCUGAACUGUCUGAUCUCAACAUACUGGAGAGACAUCUCAUAGCCAAGUGCAUACCAUUUGCCAAGAUUAUUCCUCUUCCCAAAGGCAGGCAGAGAGCAAUUAGAGGAAAUGUGGUCUGUGUCCCAUCAGAGGUACAGGAAACUGUUGAAGCACUACCUCGAUUGAGAAUUAAUUCUCAGGUGAUGAGAGUAAAACUGAAGAGACGCUUGUCUUACAAAGGUCAUCAGCUGUUUCAGACUGUAAGCUGGUCUAAACUUGUGCAAGCACUGCAUAAACUCAAGCAGAUUCAUCCACAGUAUAAGGAUGUGAGCAUCAGAGAUGAUGCUGAGCUGUGUGAUCCAACUCUUCCUGAUGAAGAUGAUGAGGAUGAUGAUGAUGAAAUCAUGAAUGAGGACGAUUAUGAUGAGGCUGAUUUAAUGGAAAUUGACAGCUCUGCUGAAAUGCGCUGGCCCGAAGUGAUUGAGGCAAUAACAAGGCAACAAGGUGAACAAGUGAAUUUUGAAGGACUCGACUGGUCAGCAAAGUGUGACAUCCUGAGAAGCAAUCCUGUCACAACAAUGCGCAUACCACGAACUGAAAACCCAUCUUUGCCAACCUAUCAGGCUUUCUAUGGUGCUGGCUGUGUACAGCUACCAGGUACUGACCGUCUUGAAUACGUGCAACACAUUGUCAAAAGAAACAGAGAAAAAUAUGAGAAAAACAGUGAGGAGAUCGAGAGCGCUGUUGAGGAAUAUGAGCAGAACAGAGGUGUGACUGACGAAUGGUGUAAUCUGGCACCUGAAUCAGAUCUCGUAAGGUUGCCACUUGUUGAACAAGAAAGAGAGCGAGACAAUGAAAAUGAACAGGAAGAUGUGCCCGACUACAGCCGUCAGGCUGAUGCUUCAACAGAAGUCAGAGCCAUCAGGGAACCCCCUGCUAUUGAUCCCACAUUGUUAC